Messenger RNA from Ilex paraguariensis (yerba mate), 579 nucleotides. NCBI's taxonomy places the organism in Eukaryota, Viridiplantae, Streptophyta, Magnoliopsida, Aquifoliales, Aquifoliaceae. The record is from the annotation of a GenBank genome assembly.
AUGAUCGGCAUGCAUGUUAUAGGACUGGAGAAGUGGGCAAAUAGGAAGAAAGUGGUUGAUCUAUAUGUGGAACACAUUAAGAAGAGUUCUUCUGAUGAGAAUGAUUCAGACAAUGAAGAAUAUUUACAGGGUGAAUCUUCUGAGUCUAAAUUUUUUUAUGAUAGUAAAUAUGAUACGGAGAAUUCACCAUCGUAUGAGAAUGCAAUUGAUGGUGAUGCAAACUUUGUUGGGAAGGGAAAAGUUAANGGGUCGAAGAGUUCUUCUGAUGAGAAUGAUUCUGACAAUGAAGAAUAUUUACAGGGUGAAUCUUCUGAGUCUAAAUUUUUUUAUGAUAAUAAAUAUGAUACGGAGAAUUCACCGUCGUAUGAGAAUGCAAUUGAUGGUGAUGCAAACUUUGUUGGGAAGGGAAAAGUUAAAAGUGACAAAGAUAAAAGGGUUGAAAAUAACAAACAAAAAAAGGAUCAAAAUACUCGGGCAACAGGAAUGGACAAUGACUAUAGUUUAGGAGGUGAAGAUUGUGAGUUGAAUGAGAAAAGAAGCCUUAGUGGCUUAUCUGAUGGGGAUGAAGCAAGGCGUUAG